GGAAAACUUAAUGCACCAAUAAGGAAGGGUUUGAAAACUUCACAGAAAUUCUACUGCUGUCCUAUUGAAGGCUGCCCUAGAGGACCAAACAGACCAUUUUCUCAAUUUUCUCUUGUAAAACAGCACUUUAUGAAAAUGCAUGCUGAGAAGAAGCACAAAUGUGAUAAGUGUAGUAACUCCUACGGUACGGAAUGGUACCUGAAACGGCACAUAGAGGUCUGCGGCAAGACUUUCCAGUGUACCUGCGGGUGCCCUUAUGCCAGCAGAACAGCUUUACUGUCUCACAUUUACAGAACUGGCCAUGAAAUUCCUGCAGAACACAGGGAUCCUCCUAGUAAGAAAAGGAAAAUGGAAACUUCUGUACAUAAUCAGCAGUUGGCAGAGAAAGCCAAGGAAGCAUUCAUCAAUACACACAAUAGUAACCCUGGCACUCAGGAGUUGGAGUCCUCUGAAGUGAAGCUAGUGGCCUCUCUUGAAGGCUCCUGCCGUUCUAACUUCAUGAACCAAAUGCAGCCAAAAUGUACACCGAAGAUGCUUCUACCAAAGCCCAAGGUGGCUUUGGUUAAACUUCCAGUGAUGCAGCUCGCUCACUUGCCUGUGUAUGUGUCUGCAACAGACUCUGCCGUCAAACCCGCUGUAGUGGCUGUUGAUAAUCAAGGUUCAGUUGUAAGUACUGUUCAUUUAUUGCCUCAAUCCAUAGGAAUUCUGAUUCCAGCACUGGAGGCAGAAACACUUGUAUUUAAAGAUAGUAUGCCUGUUUCAAAAGUGACAAAUUCUGGUGAUCGUGAACCAGUAAGUACUGGUGUCCAGGUGGAGUUGGACAAGGUUACAUCGAACAGCACAGGGCAAGAGAUGGGGCGUGUUUCUCACAAGAACAAAAUCUCUUCCAUAAAUAUACAGACUGACUUGUCAUGUAUUUCACAGAACUUUGCACCGGCUGCAGCCUGGACUCCCAGUUCUUCUGUUUCCUCUUGCUCUCAGACAGAUCUGUCAUUCAGUUCACAGGUUUCAUUACCCAUCAGUGUUCAGACACAGACACUGCUGCCUGCAUCCAAACUGACCUCAUCCAUAGCUGCUCAGACUGAUGCUUUCAGUCAGGUUUGUUUUCCAACGUGUGGCAUUUCUAGAGAGACUCAAACGAGUAGGACACAGGACACGGUGCAAAUGGACCAGGCAGUAAUGUGCAGUGACAUCUUUGACAAUGUCCAUUCAUCUUACAAUGUUUCAACUCACAUUGAACUUCCAGAAAACAAUUUAAUGCCUGAAAAUAUAGAUCAAACCUUGCUGCAGAGGAGUAAUUGCAAGAGCCUGAACCAAGAUACAGUGAAGUCUGAAUCUCUUAUCACCUUCAAUACACAGACUAAUAUACUUCCACCUCAGAAUACGACGGAUAAUCAAACCCAGACAAUGGACCUACUAAGUGAUCUGGAAAACAUCUUUUCAGGAAGCAUGCCUGGCCAGACACUGGAUAAUCGUGGGCUUUUGUCUGAGACGAGUACUAAUGCUGACACGCAUCUGCCCUCUGGUCCAUCCCAGAGCACAGGAAUAGACUUCGACAUUGAGGAGUUCUUCUCGGCAUCCAAUAUCCAAACUCAGACUGAAGAAAGUGAGCUCGGUACCCUGAACUCUGAGCCAGUUUUGGAGUCACUGGACAUCGAAACUCAGACUGAUUUCUUGUUUUCAGAUAGUGCCACUCAAUCGUAUAGCUGCCGAGGAAAUUCCAACUUCUUAGGUUUGGAGAUGUUUGAUACACAGACACAGACAGACUUGAAUUUCUUUUUGGACACAAAUGCCCAUCUGCCUUUAGGAAGUAUUCUGAAGCAGUCUAGUUUCUCCAUGAGUACUGAUUCGUCUGAUACAGAAACCCAGACAGAAGUAUAUCCAGCUACUAAAAACAUACCUACCCAGAACAUGGAGAGCAAAGUCCAGCUCAGUAGUGCGGAAACACAGACUAUGGAUAGCUGCUUUGAGAACCUAGGGAGUUUGUUCCUCACCAGCAAUGAGACGCAGACAGCAAUGGAUGACUUCCUUCUGGCUGACUUAGCCUGGAAUACAAUGGAGUCCCAGUUCAGUUCGGUAGAAACACAGACCUGUGAAGAGCUGUGCUCCUUGUUUCAGAGCUCUGACAAGCCCAGCCAUUGAGUGCUCUGUAAUGUAACUGCUUCCUGUGGUGUGAAAUUAAUUUAUUGGGGUGGGGGAGAUGGCUUGACCAAGUUAGCCACUUCACAUUAUUGAAUGUAGUUAUCGUGGGCAGUUGGCCUGAGAGGCUUUUCAUGCUGAAGUUUGUCUCUGAUUUGAUUUUCAAGGCACUGUCCCUAUUCACUAUCUUCAACAUAACUAGCAAUGGAAUAUAAUAGAUGACUUGUGAUGAUGUAAACUGUGUAUUUCACAACAAAUGCUUUACAUGCAUGCUUCAAGUACUUGCAUGCAGAGCUAGAUUGACAGUACUUCUCUCUACAGAU
Molecule: messenger RNA, 2462 nt
Organism: Merops nubicus (carmine bee-eater)
Lineage: Eukaryota; Metazoa; Chordata; Aves; Coraciiformes; Meropidae
Gene: ATMIN
Product: ATM interactor
Exons: 5
Coding region: 130-2142 (670 amino acids)
Biological process (GO): regulation of transcription by RNA polymerase II
Cellular component (GO): nucleus
Molecular function (GO): transcription cis-regulatory region binding; DNA-binding transcription factor activity, RNA polymerase II-specific
Source: RefSeq, a predicted model, not a curated record